CGUAUAUUACGUCCCCCCCCACCCCCAGAAACAAAAGAAUUCAUCAUCCGGCUAAGUAAUCCCUCGCUAUGGGGAUUAAUCCUCUCGCUGCACGGGUGGAGAAUGAAGUCGUGGCUAUGGGUCUUGCAAGAAGGGGGUUAGAUUCCUUCAAACCCGGUUUAGGAGAUAUCAUUCCCUCUGUGUAUGGGUUCUGUGCGAGGCCAGAUCGAGAGGGCGAUUUGCCAUGGGUAGUUAUGGAGGUUAAAUCUGGGGUAGGACUAGAUGAGGUAUUUGGGGAGUUGGAGGUGGAGAUGAAAGAUGAUGUUAUGGGGCAGGUUGCGGAUGUGUUUGCUGGGCUUCGGUGCGCGGUUUCAUUAGGGGGUGUUGGUGGUGGUGUCACGAGGGGAGAGCCGUGGGGGAGGUAUGAGGAUUUGCUUAAGGGGAGGUUGAGACAUGAGUUGGGGGAUGCGGAGAAGAGUGUGGUGAUUCGGGGGUGGAAGGGGAAUGGGGUUAGGGAACGAUUGGAGGGGUUGAUUGAGAGGUUUACGCUUUCUGAAUCUGGAUUGGGAUUGGGAUUGGAGGAAAGAGUGCUGGUUCAUGGGGAUUUCACAAUGAACAACAUCCUCAUCGACCCCACCACCAACAAACUCACCGCGCUACUCGACUUCGAUUUCGCAUGUAUAGCCCACCCCGCACAUGAGUUUCUCGUCUCGCUCCAAGAUCUAGGCGGGAAUAUCAUGGGGCCGUACGGGGAGGAUCCCACGGAGGGCAAGCUAUCCCAAGCGCUCCUGUCUGGGGAUUUCAGUGAAGAUGUCUCUGGUGAUUUAUGGUGGAUUGGAAAGACCCUCAAUGAGAAGCUGAAGGAACGUGGAGUGAGACGGCCGUGUGAUAUGAUGCCGGGAAUGAAGGUGUUGAAGGAGUGGAGGGCGCUGGAGCAACUGAUAUGUCCGUUUCAUUUGGCGGCGCCAUUUAUUGUACAGAAGAUGACGGAGGAGCAGCGAAUGGGGGCGAGAAUGGGCGCGGAGGAGGAGCUGGUGGCUCAGAUGGAGGUUUUAGAUGGGUUGCUUGGGGGGCGUUGUUAGGGUAAUGCUUCCACGGGUGGGUGGAUUGGUUGAUUAGGGAGAGGAUGGGAGUUGGACUACCAUGUCACUCCAAGGAAUUGGAUUUGGG
Aspergillus sclerotioniger CBS 115572 is the source of this 1149-nucleotide messenger RNA. Its product is annotated as phosphotransferase family protein. Gene Ontology annotation, molecular function: protein kinase activity. NCBI's taxonomy places the organism in Eukaryota, Fungi, Ascomycota, Eurotiomycetes, Eurotiales, Aspergillaceae. Gene Ontology annotation, biological process: protein phosphorylation. The transcript is spliced from 3 exons. The record is from RefSeq and is a predicted model, not a curated record. Bases 69 to 1061 code for a protein of 330 amino acids.